Messenger RNA from Gastrolobium bilobum, 1950 nucleotides. RefSeq names its product alpha-L-arabinofuranosidase 1-like. The coding region runs from base 1 to 1950 and encodes 649 amino acids. The transcript has 17 exons. Gene Ontology annotation, biological process: L-arabinose metabolic process. Lineage: Eukaryota; Viridiplantae; Streptophyta; Magnoliopsida; Fabales; Fabaceae. Gene Ontology annotation, molecular function: alpha-L-arabinofuranosidase activity. The record is from RefSeq and is a predicted model, not a curated record.
AUGUCUUCCUCCUCUUCUCAUAAGACUUUUCUUUACUCUUUGGCAGUGUGUUCUCUUAUAUUUCAAUGCUAUGCUGAUGGUAACCUGACCUCAACACUUGUUGUAGAUGGUUCCAUAGGAUCUGGAAGGCAAAUUCCGGACACAUUUUUUGGAGUAUUCUAUGAGGAGAUCAAUCAUGCUGGUGCUGGCGGAUUGUGGGCAGAGCUUGUGAGCAAUAGAGGAUUCGAAGCUGGAGGCACCAAUGAUUCCUCAAAUAUUUAUCCAUGGUCAAUUAUUGGAGACCAAUCCUCUAUACUCGUAUCAACUGAUCGUACCUCUUGCUUUGAACGCAAUAAGAAUGCAUUACGUAUGGAGGUUCUUUGCCAAGGGCGCUUAUAUUGCCCUCCCGGUGGCGUUGGUAUCUCUAAUCCUGGUUAUUGGGGCAUGAAUAUUGAGAAAGGGAAGAAGUAUAAAGUAGUAUUCUACGUCAAAGCACUUGAUGCAAUUGAUCUAAGAGUUUCAUUGGUCGGAUCUGAUGAUGGUGUAAAAUUGGCUUCAAGAAAAAUCAGGGCCUUUGGACAAUACGUUUCAGAGUGGAGAAGGAUGGAGACUAUACUGAAAGCAAGGGCUACAAAUCAUAAUUCAAGCCUUCAAAUAACAACAAAGACUAGAGGGGUUGUAUGGUUAGAUCAAGUGUCUGCUAUGCCCAUGGACACUUAUAUGGGUAAUGGUUUCCGAAAGGACCUUUUUCAAAUGGUAGCAGAUUUGAAGCCAAGAUUUCUUAGAUUCCCCGGUGGUUGUUUUGUUGAAGGAGAUUAUCUUAAAAACGCAUUUCGGUGGAAAGAAACGGUUGGACCAUGGGAGGAUAGACCGGGACACUUAAAUGAUAUUUGGAAUUAUUGGACUGAUGAUGGAUUGGGUUAUUUUGAGGGCCUCCAAUUAGCUGAGGAUCUUGGUGCAUUACCAAUAUGGGUCUUUAACAAUGGUCUCAGCCAUCACGACGAAAUUAAAACAGCUGACAUUUUACCUUUUGUGCAAGAAGCACUCGAUGGCAUUGAGUUUGCUAGAGGUUCUCCCACAUCUCAAUGGGGCUCUCUUAGAGCUACCAUGGGACAUCCUCAACCAUUUGACUUGAGAUAUGUUGCUGUUGGAAAUGAAGAUUGUGGUAAGGUUAAUUAUCAAGGAAACUACCUUAAGUUCUAUGAUGCUAUAAGACGUGCUUAUCCAGAUAUUCAGAUAAUCUCAAAUUGUGAUGCUUCUGAAAAACCGUUAAAUCACCCCGCUGAUCUCUAUGAUUUCCAUAUUUAUACAAAUUCUAAGGACAUGUUUUAUAAGUCUACCAAGUUCGAUAAGGCACCACGAUCCGGUCCAAAGGCGUUUGUUAGUGAGUAUGCUGUUUGGCAUGAAGAUGCUAAAAAAGGAAGCCUUUUGUCUGCUGUGGCUGAAGCUGCAUUCCUUAUUGGACUAGAAAAGAACAGUGAUCUCGUCCACAUGUUCUGCUAUGCACCGCUUUUUGCAAAUGCAAAUAACUUGAAGUGGAUUCCGGAUGCAAUUGUAUUUAACUCUUAUCAGCUUUAUGCAACUCCAAGUUAUUGGCUGCAGACACUUUUUAGUGAGUCCAGUGGAGCAACCUUCCUCAAUUCAACACUUCAAACUGCUUCCAACUCACUUGUAGCUUCUGCAAUCAAGUAUAUAAAUUCUGUAGAUAGGAAGAAUUACCUCAGAAUAAAGGUAGUGAAUUUUGGAAGUGGCAGCGAGAACUUGAGGAUUUCUAUAAAUGGAUUGAAUUCAAACGUGCAACUACCUGGCUCGACAAUGACAGUGCUAACCUCAACCAAUGUAAUGGAUGAAAAUUCCUUCUCCGAGCCAUAUAAGAUUGCGCCACGACAAACUUCACUUGACAACGCAAGCACGAACAUGAAUGUCAUUCUUCCUCCACAUUCAGUUACAUCAUUUGAUCUAUUAACAUAG